AAUUAUCUGAAUUUCUUGGUGGAGGAAAUGAAGAAUCCGGGCAGAAAUCUGCCACUGGCGAUUGGAAUUGCACUCACCUUGGUGAUGGGUCUUUACGUAUUAACGAACAUAGCGUACCUGGCGGUGCUGAGUCCGUACGAAAUGUUGGCGACGGGGUCUGGAUCAUCGGCUAUUGCGGUGGUGUUUGCGGAGCGUGCAAUGCCGUGGAUUUCAAUGCUGAUGCCUGUAUUUGUCGGUGCGUCAGUGUUUGGGAGCAUAAACGGUGAGGCGAUGUCGAUGUCUCGUUUGACAUACACUGGAGCGAGAGAGGGACACAUGCCAUCCAUUCUCGCCAUGAUUCACCACUGCAACUUGACGCCCAUUCCGGCCAUUCUCAUAUUGCUUGUUCUCGCGGUGGGCUACCAGUUCUACAGUGAUCUCUUUGCGUUGAUUGAGUUGGCUGGUUUCGCCUUCUCUUUCAUUGCGGCUUUGGCGGUGACUGCACUGUUGUACAUGCGCUACAAGGAGCCUGAUCUGAAGACGUCGUUCCAGCUGCCGAUCUUCUUCCCAAUUCUGUUUCUUGGAUGCGACCUCUUCAUUUUGGUGCUGACGAUCUACCAACAGCCACGUGAGUCGUUCUCCAACGUGGUGCUCAUGUUGGCGGCGGUUCCCAUUUACUGGUUGGGUGUGUCAUGGAAGAAGAAGCCGAAGAGCUUCCAAAACUUCAUCAACAAGGGCACAGUGUUUCUGCAGAAGGUGUUUGCGUGCGUGCCAGUGGAGGAUGAGUCUCAGUUGGCAUAA
Messenger RNA from Hydatigera taeniaeformis, 780 nucleotides. The record is from the annotation of a GenBank genome assembly. NCBI's taxonomy places the organism in Eukaryota, Metazoa, Platyhelminthes, Cestoda, Cyclophyllidea, Taeniidae.